Ostrea edulis (European flat oyster) is the source of this 13323-nucleotide messenger RNA. RefSeq names its product dynein axonemal heavy chain 3-like. Lineage: Eukaryota; Metazoa; Mollusca; Bivalvia; Ostreida; Ostreidae. Gene Ontology annotation, cellular component: dynein complex. The coding region runs from base 236 to 12460 and encodes 4074 amino acids. Gene Ontology annotation, molecular function: ATP hydrolysis activity; minus-end-directed microtubule motor activity; dynein light intermediate chain binding. The record is from RefSeq and is a predicted model, not a curated record. The transcript has 73 exons. Gene Ontology annotation, biological process: microtubule-based movement.
ACGUUAUUUUCCUAGCAACACUAACGCCCGGAUGCUGCUUAUGAAAAUGGAGGACUCGAAUAUACCAAGUGGUGUGAAGUAAAACAGGAAUACAGAAAUUCUGAGAGCAUCUGUGGAUAUUUUCUUAUCCUUUUGCCAAUGAGGAUUUGAGGAAAAGUUUACAAAACUAUUCGUUUGUUGAUUUGGAUUUGGAAUAUCGUAGAUUACGUCAAUUUUCGUUAUACAAAACGUAAACAUGGCGCUAGAAAGAGCUAAGUAUGUGGAAACCCCCAUUCAGAGCUGCAGCAAAACUAGGGGACUGCCUGGUCUACCACCACUGCCAGGUCAUGUGGAUGAACCAUCAGAUCUGUAUAAGAUUGUCUUGAGAAAUAGUGAACAUCCUCCCAUCAUGAAAGGAACAUCCUGGACCCUGGCUGCACCAUUUAAGGAGGAGAAGUUCCACAGGACACCCAGUGAAUCUAUAGCAAACAAUUACACUCCUACAGCUAGUGAUCUAAAGCUCAAGGAUUUACCCAAACUAACAAGAACAAGAACAAAAUUGAGUACAUUGAAAAGUCCCAGAAAUACAAAUGGUCUUCCUGGUAGAAGCAAAACAAUGGCCGACAAAGUUCAAAUGAAUGGCCACAAUGGUAUUGACAAAAAUGGCUAUUCCUUGAAUGGGCAUGAUGUUUUGCCUGAAAUUCAGGAGUUACCUCCCAGUCGACCCAUGACACCAAAUGAACAGAUGGACAUAAUGAUAGCCAUAGAAGAGGAAGUUAUACAAGCAACAGGAACGCCCUCUGAACGAGAUGAACAGAGAUAUUAUUAUUAUGUAGAAAAGGGGAUUAAGCGAUCAAUGCUAGCCCCACAACAUCCAGAUGUCAUGAAAAAUGUGAAAAAAUUAAUUCCCGAGAAACUCUGCACUAGUCUUGAUUUGAAGUGGUUGAAUGAUGACCUCUCUGAAGAGGUCAACAAUGACUACGAGUUCAGUCUCAGGAAAGCAAUAGUUGACUACAUAUUGAAAGAUCCCAAGGAAAAAGAGAGACUUCACAUUGAAUGGACCCCAUGGCCCUUCCCCCUGAGGAUAGUUCGGGCUCCUGUUCCUUGGCACGAAGACUAUAGAGAGCUGAAGGAUUACAACACAAAUCAUCUGUUUAUUACAAACCCCAUCAUGCUUGAGCUACAGAAUAUAUGGUUUGACCAAUUCAGUGACCUGAGAUUUGUAAACCUGAAAGAAUUGAUGGAAGCUGACCUGCCUCUGCUACCAACAGAAUUUGAGUCCCUUGUGAAGAAACAAUGCUGGGAUGCUCAUGAAGUGCUCAGGAAAAGUUGGAUUCCAACUUGUGCCAAAGUGUUCCUGGAGAAGAAUGAGUUGUGGCAAGACCUUGUCCCUCCUGGUGCUGAUGACUCAACUGAACUGGUGGAGGAAUUCUUUGCUUGUGUGGCAGCCCUUAUGUCCAUUCAGCUCCGUAGUAUGGUUAUCAACUCUCUUGCAGAUUUCCUUGCAUUUUUUGCAAUCCACAAGGAGGGUAAUGAAUUUGGAGAUGUGUUUGAUGAGCUACAGUAUGUGCAGACUCAGGUUAUGAUCAUCAAAUUGAGGGUAGAGGAACCCAAAAUUGUAUUUGACCCACCCUUUAGAGAGAUUAGGGACAUCAUCCUGAGAUGCUUCUCUGAGAUCAUUGCCAGUGGAGAGGGCCUCACAAGGGUGGAAUGUGAACUGUUCCCAGACAUGAGGUCUGCUACUCCAAAACUUCUUCUCCGUAGUGUCAAAAUAGAUGAGAGUCUGGUGACAGAUUAUGUAGACAAAGCGAUGGAAAUCUUCAAACACAACACAGUGGGACCUCAAAAGUACCUCAACACAUACAAGAAAUAUUCAGAUCUGCUGAACAACAAUGCAGACCAAGAUGUAUCUGCCUUCUUAAGGGAAACCCACUCCAUUGAAGCUUUCAAAAAGAAAAUCAACAGUUUCCAAGACUUGAAGGAUGAGAUUUCACUGUUGAGGAUCACUGUGCCCCUAAGCAUGUUCUGUCUGGACUGCCAGAACCUCAACCAGGACUUGUGUGCACGUUCCCAGAGACUCAAAGAGAGGCUCAUUAUAUAUGAGGUGGAUGAAAACAGAGAAUUGAACAGAGGCAUUUGUCGUCGCUAUGAUGAAAUGGCAGAAAAAGUCAGUGAUGUACCAGACACAACGGAGGAGAUAGUGGGGUUACAAGAAUACCUCAAAACAUCCUCUGAUGUUACGGUUUACAAACUGAAAGAUGAAAUUGAAGAUGCAGCCAGUCGUCUAAUGUUCCUCUUGGACUAUGCCAUCUUCCCAUCUGAAGAUAUAAAACUGAACAGUACUGUAUUCCACUGGCCGGACCACAUCAAAACAGUGUUUGAACUUUCCACUUCCCGUAUCGCUAACCGUCGCGAUCACAUUGAGGAGGAUCUAAGGAAGAGAACAUUGGCAUUUGAGGAGAAACUCAAUGAGUACAUGAAAGAAGUGGAAUCCUUCAAGAAGAAAGAGUUCUUGAGUGAGGAAGUUAUGAGAAAUAACACAGAACAACUGGCCACCAUCACUGAGAACCUUGAGCGAUCUCGAGAAGAGCUUGAACAAAUCAACAAAGAGGAACAGUUACUGGAAUGGGAGCUGAGUGUCUUCCCUAACCUGCAGACCAUGUUUACUCUCAAAGAACCAUAUGAGAGACUGUGGAACACAGCGUACCAAUUCCAGCAGAAACACGAGCAGUGGUUGAAUGGUCCAUUCCAGAACUUGAAUUCUGAGGAGAUUGAAAAUGAUGUAGGAGAUAUGUGGAGAACUAUGUACAAACUGACCAAGCAGUUCAAUGACCAGGCUGGACCUAGGCGUGUGGCCGACACAGUCAAAAACAAGGUGGACAAAUUCAAGCAGCACCUGCCCAUCCUUAACACAAUCUGUAAUCCUGGUAUCAGGGACAGGCAUUGGGAGAUGAUGAGUAACAUUGUUGGAACAGACAUCAAGCCACAGGGAGAGACUUCACUGAACAACAUGCUAGAGUUUGGUUUGGCUAAGCACCUGGCAAGAUUGGAAGAGAUUGGAGCAGCUGCCGCCAAGGAACACUCAUUGGAGAAGGCCAUGGAGAAGAUGAAGUUUGAAUGGAAAGACAUGAUGUUUGAGAUGAUUCCAUAUAGAGAAACUGGAGUAUCAAUCCUGACAGCUCCAGAUGACAUUCAAGUACUGUUGGAUGAUCAUAUUGUAAAGGCCCAGACAAUGAGAGGAUCACCAUUCAUCAAACCAUUUGAGCAAGAAAUGAAGGAAUGGGAGGAGAAACUAGUCUCCAUGCAGGACAUUUUGGAUGAAUGGCUCAAGUGCCAGGCCACAUGGUUGUACUUGGAGCCAAUCUUUAGCUCUGAGGACAUUUUGGCCCAGAUGCCAGAGGAAGGCCGUAAGUUUGGCAUUGUGGACAGUUACUGGCGUGACAUCAUGACAGAAGCUAUCAAAGACACUCACUGUUUGGUAGCCACAGAUCAGCCUAACAUGCUGAGCCGAUUCCGUGAUGCCAAUGUCCUGCUGGAGGAAAUUCAAAAGGGACUCAAUGCCUACUUGGAGAAGAAGCGUCUCUAUUUCCCAAGGUUUUUCUUCUUGUCCAAUGACGAACUGUUGGAAAUUUUGUCUGAGACUAAGGAUCCAAUGAGAGUACAGCCUCAUCUGAAGAAAUGUUUUGAGGGCAUCAGCCGACUGGAUUUCAAUGAUGCCCAAGAAAUUCUUGGCAUGGUGUCAGCUGAAAAUGAAAUUGUGCCUUUUAACACCAAAAUUAUACCAGCCAAAGCAAAGGGCAUGGUGGAGAAGUGGCUGCUGCAGGUGGAGGAUGUGAUGAUCAGCAGUCUUAGAAAGGUCAUAAUGGACUCCAACGCGGCAUAUUCCUCCACACCGCGAAACCGCUGGGUACUGGAGUGGCCUGGACAGGUUGUCAUUUGUGCUAGCUCCAUCUACUGGACUUCUGAGGUCACAGAAGCUAUGAAGGAGAAAGAUGGAUUGGAUAAAUACCUUCUAGUAUGUAAUGGUCAAAUUGACCAGAUUGUCCAGCUGGUGAGAGGAAAGUUAGAGUCGGGACACAGAGUGACUCUUGGAGCUCUGACUGUGAUAGACGUACAUGCACGUGACACCGUGAAGGAAAUGGCAGCGGCCAAAGUCUCCAACCCGAAUGAGUUCAUGUGGCUGGCUCAGUUACGUUACUACUGGGAGAAUGAUGUCAUUGUGCGCAUGAUUACCACAGACAUCAAGUAUGGUUACGAGUACCUGGGUAACUCAGGUCGUCUUGUCAUCACACCUCUCACUGACAGGUGUUACAGAACACUGAUGGGUGCCCUGAAGCUGAAUCUUGGCGGUGCUCCAGAAGGACCAGCAGGAACCGGGAAAACGGAAACUUGUAAAGACUUGGCCAAAGCUAUGGCUAAACAGUGUGUGGUAUUCAACUGCUCUGAUGGUCUGGAUUACAAAGCCAUGGGUAAAUUCUUCAAAGGUCUGGCCCAGGCUGGUGCAUGGGCUUGCUUUGAUGAGUUUAACAGAAUUGAGCUUGAAGUGCUGUCCGUUGUGGCCCAGCAGAUUGCCAGUAUCCAGCAGGCUGUGGCAGCACACCUGAAGCGUUUCAUGUUUGAGGGGACAGAACUCUCCCUUGAUCCAACAUGUACCAUGUUCAUUACCAUGAACCCAGGUUAUGCAGGACGACAGGAGCUGCCAGAUAAUCUCAAGGUGUUGUUCAGAACUGUUGCUAUGAUGGUCCCAGACUACGGGAUGAUUGGAGAAAUCUCCCUGUAUUCCAUGGGUUUCAUUGAUGCCAGAAGUUUGGCCAAUAAGAUUGUAGCUGUGUACAAACUGUGCUCUGAGCAGUUAUCCUCCCAGCAUCACUAUGACUACGGUAUGAGAGCUGUUAAAUCUGUGCUGACAGCUGCUGGAAAUCUCAAGCUGAAACAGCCAGAUGAAGAUGAAUCUGUCCUCCUCCUGAAAGCCAUCAUGGAUGUUAAUCUACCCAAGUUCUUGGCUCAGGAUGUUCCACUGUUUGAGGGUAUCAUCUCCGACUUGUUCCCAGGAGUGGUAUGCCCCAAACCAGAUUAUGGUUUAUUUAUGGAAGCCCUCAAAGAAAAUACCCGAAAAAGGAAAUUACAAUGUGUGCCAUGGUUCUUAGACAAAAUCAUUCAGGUGUAUGAAAUGAUCUUGGUGCGUCAUGGUCUCAUGAUUGUGGGAGAGCCCUUGGGUGGCAAAACUAAGGGUUACCAAGUCCUUGCUGAGGCCCUAGGGGAUCUACAGGCUGGGGGACUGUAUGAGGAGUUUAAAACUGUGUUCCGAAUCAUCAACCCAAAGUCCAUCACUAUGGGACAGCUGUAUGGAUGUUUUGAUCCAGUGUCACAUGAGUGGACAGAUGGAGUUUUGGCCAACACCUUUAGAGAAUAUGCUAGCAAUCCAAACACUGACAGGAAGUGGAUUUUGUUUGAUGGCCCCGUGGACGCCGUGUGGAUUGAAAAUAUGAACACAGUACUUGAUGACAACAAAAAGCUCUGUCUAAUGAGUGGAGAAAUCAUCCAGAUGAGCAACAAGAUGAACCUGAUCUUUGAACCAGCUGAUCUAGAGCAGGCCUCCCCUGCCACAGUCAGUCGCUGUGGUAUGAUUUAUCUAGAGCCCCAUCAGAUGGGAUGGAGGCCAUUCAAAGAGUCGUACAUGCAAUAUGAACUUCCCGAAAAACUGUCGCAGGAGAACCGUGACAUGAUCAAUGAUUUGUUUGAGUGGUUGAUUGAUCCAUGUUUGGACUUCAUUAGACAUAAUUGUAAAAUGUUUGUCAACACCUCAGAAAUGCAUCUUGUUCAGUCUUUAAUGAGAUUGUAUACAUGCCUCCAGGACGAGAUUCGAACAACUCUUGAGCAUACCCCAGCAGAGGGAGAUGAACCUAAUCCUAAUGCUCUAACCAAUCAACAGAUCACCCUAUGGAUGCAAGGAAUGUUUUUAUUCUCCUUAAUCUGGACUGUAGGAGGAACCAUGGACGGGGACUCCAGAAAAAAGUUUGAUACAUACUUCAGGAACAUUGUCAGUGGCACAGAUCCCAACCACCCUAAACCAAAGAGCUGUAAAAUCUCCAAGAGUAACAUGAUUCCAGAGAGAGCCACCAUAUUUGAUUUUUGCUUUGAGAAAAAAGCUAGUGGUAAUUGGUGUGACUGGAUGGAUACCAUUGAUAAAUCUACAUUGACCAUUCCCACUACAGCUAAGGUCAGUGACCUGAUUAUUCAGACAGCUGAGACUGCUCGCCAGAUCUACUUCCUGAGUACUUACCUAACACAUGAACAACCCAUGAUUUUUGUUGGUCCCACUGGUACAGGAAAGUCAGCAAUCACAAACAACUACCUGCUGACACUUCCCAAAGAUGUAUACAUCCCUAACUGCAUAAACUUCUCUGCCCGAACAUCAGCCAACCAGACACAAGGCAUUAUCAUGUCCAAGCUGGACAGGAGGAGAAAGGGGGUGUAUGGUCCUCCUAUGGGAAAGAAAUCUGUGGUGUUUGUGGAUGAUCUGAACAUGCCAGGCAAAGAGAAGUACGGAGCACAGCCACCCAUAGAGCUGUUGAGACAGUGGAUAGAUCACCACCACUGGUAUGAUCCAAAGGACACCACCAAACUCUUCCUCACUGAUGUUCUCUUUGUGUCGGCAAUGGGACCCCCUGGAGGAGGAAGAAAUGACAUCACAAGUCGCUUUACUCGUCACCUGAACAUGAUCUCAAUUGAUGAGUUCGAUGAUGCCACACUGACUCGAAUUUUCACCAACAUUACAGACUGGCAUUUUGGCAAGGGAUUUGAGGGCUCCUUUGUGAGGAAUGGAAAGCUUCUAGUGGCAGCCACCAUGGCAGUGUAUAAAGAUGCAGUGACAAACUUUUUACCAACUCCCUCCAAAAGUCACUAUGUGUUCAACUUAAGAGACUUUGCACGUGUAAUUCGUGGAGUUCUGUUAGUGCCCCAUGAGAAAAUGUCGGAGAUAGAUAAGUUACACAGACUUUGGGUACAUGAGGUCUACAGGGUUUUCUAUGAUCGUCUCAUUGAUAAACAGGACAGAGAAACCUUUUUCCACAUUGUGAAGGAGCAGUGUUCUAACCAUUUUAAGGCCAACAUAGAUAAGAUAUUGGGUCACCUGUCCAAAAGUGGGACAGUUGUUGAUGACAAUAUUCGUAGUUUGUUCUUUGGAGAUUACAUGCAGGUAGAAGGAGGCAAGGCUUAUGAUGAAGUGACUGACCUCAAAGAACUGACUGCUGCAAUGGAAAAUUACUUGGAUGAGUACAAUUUGAUCAGUAAGGCUCCCAUGAAACUUGUUAUGUUCAAGUUUGCCAUUGAACAUAUUUCUCGAGUCAGUCGUGUUCUACUGCAAGAUAAUGGACAUUGUUUGCUUGUUGGUAUUGGAGGCAGUGGAAGACAGAGUGCUGCCAAGUUGGCAACUUUUAUGUCAGAUUACGAUUUGUUCCAAAUUGAAAUCACUAAAAAUUACACAGCAAAUGAGUGGAGAGAGGACCUGAAAAGGCUGCUCAUGAAGGCUGGCAGUGAAGGGAAGCCUAUUGUUUUCCUGUUUGCCGACACACAGAUUAAGUCUGAAUCCUUUAUGGAGGACAUAAGUAUGGUUCUAAAUACUGGAGAUGUACCUAACUUGUUUGCUGCUGAUGAGAAAGCAGAGCUCAUAGAAAAAAUGCAGACUAUUGCUCGGAAUGAGGAAAAGAUAACGGGUAAGAAAAUGGAUGCCACACCUUUGGCCAUGUACAACUACUUCAUUGAUAGAGUGAAACAGAAUCUGCAUAUAGUUCUGGCCAUGUCUCCUAUUGGUGAUGCUUUCCGAAACAGAUUGCGUAUGUUCCCUUCUCUCAUCAACUGCUGUACUAUCGACUGGUUCCAGAGUUGGCCCUCUGAUGCUUUGGAGAUGGUAGCCAAUAAAUUCUUGGAAGAAGUUGAACUGGAAGACAAUAUCCGUAAGCAGAGUGUAUCCAUGUGUAAACAUUUCCAUGAAAGUGUUCAGGAGCUCUCCAUAGGGUUCUUUGAGAGGUUAAGAAGACAUAAUUAUGUAACUCCAACAUCAUAUUUGGAGCUUAUUAUGACAUUCAAGUCUCUGCUGGGUGUGAAACGAGAAGAGAUCCUGACCCUCAGGAACCGAUAUCUGACUGGUCUAGAGAAGCUAGAGUUCGCAGCGUCUCAGGUGUCAAUCAUGCAGGAGGAACUCCAAGCUCUGCAGCCUGAGCUGAUCAAAACCUCUGCUGAAACUGAGAAACUCAUGAUAAAGAUUGAACAGGAUACAGUGGAAGUGGAGGCCAAGAAGGAGGUGGUGGCGGCUGAUGAGGCAGUGGCAAACGAGGCUGCUGCAGCAGCCCAAGCUAUCAAGGAUGACUGCGAGAGUGACCUGGCUGAAGCCAUUCCAGCGCUAGAGGCUGCUAUUCAGGCCUUGAAUACACUGAAGCCUGCUGAUAUCACUCUGGUCAAAUCUAUGAAGAAUCCACCAGGGGCAGUUAAGCUUGUGAUGGAAUCGAUUUGUGUUAUGUUGGGCAUCAAGUCAGAGAGGAAACCUGAUGGAACAGGAAAAAUGAUAGAAGACUAUUGGGGACCAUCUCAAAAAUUGCUUGGUGAUUUGAAGUUUCUGGAUCGCCUCAAAGGUUAUGACAAAGACAACAUACCACCACCCAUUAUCAAAAAGAUCAGAGAUAGAUACAUUUCUAAUCCUGAUUUUGACCCAGUUCUGAUUAAGAAUGCCUCCACUGCUUGUGAAGGUUUGUGCAGAUGGGUCAAGGCCAUGGAUAUUUAUGACAAAGUGGCUAAAGUUGUGGCUCCAAAGAAAGCCAAGCUGGCAGAGGCUGAAUCAGAAUUAUCUGUUCAGAUGCAGAAACUUGAUGAGAAAAGGGCUCAACUAAAAGAGGUCACAGACAAGCUACAGGCUCUCAAUGAUGAGUUUGAAGUGAUGACACAAAAGAAGAAAGAACUGGAGACCAACAUUGAUAUUUGUGAGAAAAAAUUAGAUCGAGCCGAAAAGCUGAUUGGAGGAUUGGGUGGUGAAAAGGACAGAUGGACAGAGGCUGCCCGUCUCUUGGGAGAAAGGGUCACCAACAUCACUGGUGAUGUGUUGCUGUCAUCUGCUACUGUUGCCUACCUAGGAGCUUUCACCAUAGACUUCAGACAGGACAUUGUCAGAGAUUGGCACAAGAUUUGUGUCAGUAAGGAAAUUCCAUGCUCAGAAAACUUCACCCUCAAUGGAACACUUGGAGAACCUGUCAAAAUUCGAGCCUGGAAUAUUGCUGGUCUCCCUGUGGACGCUUUCAGUGUCGACAAUGGUAUCAUUGUCAAUAGCUCCAGGAGAUGGCCUCUAAUGAUUGAUCCUCAAGGUCAAGCCAACAAAUGGGUAAAGAAUAUGGAGCGCAGUAACAAGUUAGGCAUAGUUAAGCUGUCAGAUGCUAACUAUCUACGUACUAUGGAGAAUUCCAUUCAGUUUGGUACACCUGUCCUCCUGGAAAAUGUAGGGGAAGAGCUUGACCCAAUUCUGGAUCCCAUUCUUCAGAAGCUGAUUUUCAGACAGCAGGGUGUGGACUACAUCAGGCUGGGUGACAAUGUGAUUGAGUACUCUAAGGAUUUUAAACUGUACAUUACCACAAGCUAUCGGAACCCUCAUUACCUGCCAGAAAUCUCUGUCAAGGUGUGUAUGGUGAAUUUCAUGAUCACCCCACAAGGUUUGGAAGACCAGCUCCUAGGUAUAGUAGCUGCUAAAGAGAAACCAGAACUGGAGGAGAAGAAAAACAAAUUGAUUUUGGAAAGUGCUGAGAAUCAGAAGAAACUCAAAGAAAUUGAGGACAAAAUUCUAGAAGUCCUAUCCAGUUCUGAGGGUAACAUUCUAGAAGAUGAAACAGCCAUUAAAAUCCUGUCCUCUUCCAAAGUUCUCUCUGAGGAAAUCUCUGCCAAGCAGGAAAUUGCAGUACAGACUGAAAAGGAUAUUGAUGAGACAAGAAAUGGCUACAAACCAGUGGCCAUCCAUUCCUCUAUUCUCUUCUUCUGUAUAUCCGAUCUAGCUAACAUAGAGCCCAUGUACCAGUACUCCCUCACCUGGUUUAUCAACCUAUAUUUACAGUCCAUUCAAAACAGUGCUCCUUCUGAUGACUUGGAGGAAAGAAUCUUCAAUCUCAAUGAUGACUUUACUAACAGUAUCUACAGAAAUGUGUGUCGCUCACUGUUUGAAAAGGAUAAACUACUUUUCUCUUUUGUGUUGUGCAUUGGCAUUCUGAAAGGACAAGUGUUCAGCCCAGUGGGUUCACUGCUUCGUGUUGAUGAAGAUGUGUGGAGAUUCCUACUGACUGGUGGUGUGGCCUUAGAAAACCCCAACCCUAAUCCAGCUCCAGAGUGGCUGACUGAGAAAUCAUGGGGUGAAAUUGUAAGGGCCUCAAAUCUUCCCAACCUCAAAGGACUGUGGGAACAUGUAAGAGACAACACCAGCGAGUGGAAGAAGAUGUAUGAUUCUUUGACUCCUCAAGAGCACAAACUACCCUCCCCAUAUGAUGUCCUUCUUGGCCUGGAUAAAAUGGUGGUCCUCAGAGUGUUCCGACCAGACAAAGUGAUCCCUGCAGUCCAGGAUUUCAUUGUGGACAAUCUGGGACAGUCUUACAUUGAGCCCCCAACUUUUGACCUUCCGGGGUCAUUUGCCGAUUCUAAUUGUUGUGCUCCUCUGAUUUUUGUGCUGUCACCUGGUGCUGACCCCAUGGCUGCUCUGCUGAAGUUUGGUGAGGACCAGGGGCUAUCAAGAUCGGAAAACACCAUUCAGUCCAUCUCAUUGGGUCAAGGACAGGGUCCCAUUGCUGCAAAGAUGAUUGAAAAAGCCAUCAAAGACGGUACAUGGGUGGUAUUACAGAACUGUCAUUUGGCAACAAGUUGGAUGCCCAAGCUAGAGAAAAUCUGCGAGGAGGUCAUUCUUCCUGAGGCGACUCAUGAGCGAUUCCGAUUGUGGUUAACCAGUUACCCCAGCGACCAAUUCCCAGUUUCUAUUCUGCAAAAUGGUGUAAAGAUGACAAAUGAACCUCCCAAGGGACUAAGGGCAAACUUGCUGAGAUCCUACCUCAAUGACCCUAUUUCUGACCCAUCUUUCUUUGGAGGAUGUAAUAAGCCUCAGAAAUUCCACAAGAUGCUGUUUGGUCUUAGCUUUUUCCAUGCCCUGGUACAGGAGAGGAGGAAAUUUGGUCCCUUAGGAUGGAAUAUUCCUUAUGAAUUUAAUGAAUCUGAUCUCCGCAUCAGUCUGCGACAGAUGUUGAUGUUCCUGAAUGACUAUGAUGAACUUCCCCUGCCAGCUCUGACCUACCUGACAGGAGAGUGUAACUAUGGAGGCAGGGUGACAGAUGACAAGGAUCGCCGUCUGCUCCUUUCUAUUCUCUCCAUUUUCUACUCUGAGGAAAUCAUUACCAAUCCUGACUACAAAAUUUCUCCCAGUGGUUUGUACUAUGCCCCAGAAGAGGGUCCUCAUCAGACCUAUAUAGACUACAUCAGGACCCUUCCCAUCAAUCCCCUCCCUGAAGUUUUUGGUCUCCAUGAAAAUGCUGAUAUCACAAAGGACAACCAAGAAACUCUGCUGCUGUUUGACAACAUUCUGUUGACCCUCCCACGACAAGCCAAUAAGGGAGGUAAAUCUACAGCCGAGGUUAUUCAGGAUCUGGCUGCAGACAUCCUCGGAAAAUUACCGAAAAAUUUUGAUUUAGAACAUGUGAUAAAAAAAUACCCUGUUUUGUACAAUGAGUCUAUGAACACUGUACUAAGACAAGAACUUAUUCGAUUCAACCGUCUGACCUCGGUGGUCCGUAUGUCACUCAUAAACCUACAGAAGGCCAUUAAAGGUUUGGUUGUCAUGUCUGCAGAAUUAGAGGAGGUUUUCCAGAGCAUGCUGAUAGGAAAAGUCCCAUCUGUGUGGGCAGCUAAGUCCUAUCCAUCUCUAAAGCCACUAGGAAGCUACAUUACUGAUCUUUUAGCUAGACUGAAGUUCUUUGGGGAUUGGAUUGAAAGUGGUGCCCCACCCACCUUCUGGCUCUCAGGAUUCUAUUUCACCCAAUCCUUUUUGACAGGUGUCUCUCAGAACUAUGCCAGAAAAUAUACAAUUCCCAUUGACACAGUUGGAUUUGAAUUUGAAAUCCUAAAAGAGGAGAAACACCUGGAUAAUAAACCAGAGGAUGGUGCAUUUGUAUUUGGUCUAUACCUAGAGGGUGCCCGCUGGGACAAGGACACAAUGCUGGUGGGAGAAUCUCUCCCCAAAAUUCUCUUUGACCAAUUGCCUUGUAUCUGGCUAAAGCCAAACAGAGUUGAGGACUUUGCUCAAAGGACAACUUAUCGUUGUCCAGUGUACAAGACCAGUGCCAGACGAGGUGUUCUGUCCACCACGGGUCACUCCACAAACUUUGUGCUAUUCAUAGAACUGCCCACAGACAAAUCUCAGAAUCACUGGAUCAACAGGGGUGUGGCCAGUCUCUGUCAAUUGGAUGACUGAACAGAGAUCUUUGACUGUUGCUAUGGAAAUAGUCUUCUGUUUUUGAGUUUGUUUUAUAAAUAUUCAUGCACACAGAACUUGUCAAUUUUGUAUAGAUAUUUCAUGUCGUUGUUUGUGCCAAUCCAUUUUUUAUUUUUAGAAAUUGAUAAUACAUGUAAUAGCUAACUUUUUAGUAUAUUUAAGCAUUACAUUUCUUAAAGUAUUAAUUAUACAUAAUAUUUACUGCUGAUUCAUAGGGAAUAUUUACUGAUCCGUCCAUAUUUUCUUAUAUUAUGCUUUGCGUAAAUUCCCACAAUUUGUGUGCCUUGUUGAGAUCAAAUGAACUGUGAUUGAACUGUCCUUAGACAUCGUACAGGGCAUUUUUGUUGUAGGUUCCUUUAUUUUUUUAAUCAUGUAAUCCUGCAGCUGUUUUGUGCUGAAAUCUACUGUGAUAUUUAAGAAAUGUACUUGAAUAUUUAUCUGUUAAAACUGUUUUGAGAUAUAGAGAACAUUCCAUGCCUGCAUCAAACAUUAAUCUUCCCAAGAUUUUGUUUGCAUCACUGAAUUUAUAUUUUUUUAAAAAUGAAUUCUUUUCUGUAUUUCUUCAUGAAUUCAACACAAAGACCCUUCAACUUGAAUUGAUCCCCCCUCCCCCAAUUUUUUUUUUAAAUCUUGAAUCACAGAUGCUUGCAAGUGAUAUAAUUUUUUAAAGUACAAGAAAAAUUUGCAUGACAGAGAUGAAAUUCCCUAAUUUUUUUUUCUACUCCAUUCUGAACUUUGACUCCUACCUCUAUGAAUUCAGAUGUUUACAAUCAUAAUGCUUCUACAAACUCAUGUUGUUUGAUAAUGUUGGCUGUGAAUAAAUAAAUAAGAAGAAAAAGAAA